Cotesia congregata is the source of this 705-nucleotide messenger RNA. NCBI's taxonomy places the organism in Eukaryota, Metazoa, Arthropoda, Insecta, Hymenoptera, Braconidae. The record is from the annotation of a GenBank genome assembly.
AUGUUUAUCGUCGGCCUGACUGGUGGAAUAGCCACUGGCAAGAGUUCUGUUUGUGAAAUAUUCCGUGAACAUGGAAUUCCUGUGGUGGAUGCUGAUGUUGCAGCUCGUCGAGUUGUGGAACCUGGUAAAACGGCCUGGUCGAAAAUAAGAAAACAAUUCGGGGAUGAAGUAUUUGAUGAUGAUGGCUAUCUUGAUCGGAGUAAACUCGGUGAUUUAAUCUUUAAUGACAUUGAAAAAAGACGGAAAUUAAAUGCAAUAACUCAUCCUGAAAUUUAUAAAGAAUUGUGGUGGGAAACGUUAGAUUAUUUCUUUCAAGGAUAUCCAUAUAUUGUUAUGGAUUUACCGCUGCUAUUUGAGACUGGAAAAAUGCAAAAUUAUUUGUAUAAAAUAAUUGUCGUUACUUGCGAAGAAGACCAACAACUUGAGCGUUUAAUGAAACGAUCAGAUAUUGAUGAAGAAAAGUCAAAACAACGAAUAACUUCGCAAAUGCCUCUGGACAAAAAAAUCGAGCAAGCUAAUUUUGUAAUUGAUAACUCUGGUAGCCGGGAAGAAACAAAAAAGCAAACAAUUAAAAUAAUAAAUCUUUUGAAUAGUUAUAAGCAGCACUGGCGAAUCCGCUUUACACUUGGUGUCUUCUGUGUUGUAUUAGUGGGAGGAAUUUACUGCCUGGCAACCAGAUUCCUCAUGGAUGGCUCUAAUCAGUGA